Molecule: messenger RNA, 1396 nt
Organism: Apaloderma vittatum (bar-tailed trogon)
Lineage: Eukaryota; Metazoa; Chordata; Aves; Trogoniformes; Trogonidae
Exons: 8
Cellular component (GO): perinuclear region of cytoplasm
Source: RefSeq, a predicted model, not a curated record
AUGAGGCAGAACUUUUGUGGAAAAUACAUGGUUACUCGUGCUUUCAGCACAGAGAUGAAGAUUGGCAGCGAUCCUUGUCGGAUGUGGAUUUCUGAUAUGGCCCAGCAGAUGCGUCUGUAUGAAUUUUUGGUGAUUUGUCCUCGAGGUCUUCGUGGCGACCUGAAACCUAUUUUUCGCGGUGCGUCCCUGAAAGCUUCUCCUCCUAUUCUUCAGCCAAUCAUCUGCCGUUCUGCUACUGAAGUGAAACUGUCCAGGCAGGCUGUCAAGCGUUUCCAUUUUGUGGUACACACAGCCUUCUCGGAGCUGAGGGCUGCACGCUGGUGCUCUGGGGACUUUUGGCUGCUGGUGCUGCUGGGGGUUUUGCUUUGGUUCGUGAGACUUUAUCUGCACUAUUUGAGCCAAUGGGUCUUCCUUCAGACCAUCUCGGUUCCUGUUACAAAAUUCCGGCUUUUGCCUCACACUGUCGAACUGUGCUACCAGAACUCCUUGCUGCAGACCGGUGAAGAGUUGGUCAUGGUUGUGGUGGGACCCCUAACCUUGAUCGCGGGGCUACUUCUUAUGGUCCUGAUCAGAUGGGGCUGUCAGCAGCUGUUUGAUUCAUUCCCUUCCUUCUUGUCAAAGUUUAUCAUAGCUAUGGGACUCUGGACAGUGCUAGACCCCUUGGCAGUGUUCAUAGUGGAUUCAUUCCUGGGGCGACUUGGGAACAGUGUAGAGAAACCCAUUGCUGAUGCUGCAAAGCUCUACUGGGUCUUUGUAAGAGCAGAGGAGUCAGGGAUUCCUGGUGCCUUAAUCACAGUGAUGCUUUAUACGAUCCUGUUCAUCAUCUCAUCGACAGUGUUGUACCUGUACUUUUUAAGGCUGCAUUGCGAAGGCUGGCUGUUGGAUAUAUUUCAACGCAUUCAUGGUGAGGAAGGCACAUUCUUUGUUCCUCUGGACUUAGAGAUUUCCAGUCAGGAGCUGAGCUACAUUAUGAAGAGGGCUGAGCAGUGGAGAGGAAUCAACGGUGAAAGGCGGGUGGUGAGUGGCAAACAAAGUCUCCAAGUGGCAGUGUCUGAUUACAUCUGGAAGGACCACGCCAGCGAGCCUGGUGUCUCCAGCUGUGACCUCCAGCACCGGGAUGAAGCCCCUGACUCUGCAGCUACCUCCAGGGGUAGCACCACGGUUCACGUCUCUGUCUACACCCUCCACCUCAGCGGCUUCCAGGAGCUCUACAGGCACUUCCUCAGGCUACCGGAUGGGGCUAUCGUCGAGGCAUUUGGUGAUAUUACUGGAGAAAGUCUUUUGUGUAAUGAAACGAGCACAGCCCAGGAUCGCAUAAGUGAAAAGGACAGCGUGCUGCAUACAUCUUCACGUAUCAAGCUGAGGGAGAGGAGAAAGAGUACAGCAAGGCAGAAAG